This is a messenger RNA of Trypanosoma cruzi, 1524 nucleotides long. RefSeq lists its product as uncharacterized. The transcript has a single exon. Lineage: Eukaryota; Euglenozoa; Kinetoplastea; Trypanosomatida; Trypanosomatidae. The coding region runs from base 1 to 1524 and encodes 507 amino acids. The record is from RefSeq and is a predicted model, not a curated record.
AUGUUCAAACCUGGACAGGCAUCUGCGGGAACUGGAUUUGCGGCCGCGCCAGCAGCGACUGCGGGGAAAAGUGCUUCUUCUGGCUUUGGUGGGUUCGGCGCAAACACCGUCACGACGGGUGGGUUUGGCGGGAAUUCCACCGUUGGAUUUAGCGGAUUUGGUGCUGCCAAGGGCUUCGGCACUGCAGCGGCUAUUGGGGGCCAGGCGCAGGUGCCCUCGUACAAGGGCAUAAAGGGUCCGGGCUUCUCCACCGACUGGGCGCGGAGUGUCAAUUUCUCCACUUUUCGUGAUGAUGUAUUGUUUGAAGAGUUGCCUCCGCCAUUGCAGCAGCACUUAAUGGAGCUGCACAACUUCAUUCAGGCGGAGCACGACGCAAAGCGAUUUGUUGAGAGUUUCUUGACAGACUCAAUAGGAACCAGUGCCGGUGAUUCUUCAAGCUAUAUGGAACUGCAGAAGAAACUUGUUCAGCUCACGGCAGGUGAUAAUGCCGUGGAUGCGAUUCGCGUGGACUGCUUUGAGCGGGAGGUUCAGGGGCAACAUCUCGGCAUGCUGUUGGAGAACUGUGAGGAGGACGUUGUUCAGUACUCAAAGCACGUCUGGGAGCCAUUGGCGGAACAGGACUUUACGCAGCGGUUGGGUGGUAAUCGAGCAGAGCUUCCCUCCGAGCCUUUUCAGUGCUGUCUUCGCGAAGUUCAGACUCGGAUGGAAGAGAUGUCUGCGGUCCUGACGGAAUUAGAGCUCGCUGUUUUGCCCAACGCUCAACGACAGAAGCGCACGACGAAUAAUGACAAAAACACGUCCAAUACAACUAAUACAGAACCUUCGGCAUCACAUUUUUCACGAUACACUGCAGAGAUGAAGCCACUCGAUACUGCGACCGGGCUACGGCCUACAAUAGCUUCCCAUCCGGUCGUUCAAAUGAACACGACUCUCAGCAAUGAGUUGGCCACCCUCCUGAAUUUGGCUGCGUGGACUUCGCGACUGCAUGCAAGGGCAGAUGCCGCCCGGGAUCUCUUUGUCCAUUUGUAUGGAUCUUCUGAAGCCGAGGUGUUGCUUGCCCAGCAACAGUGGCAGAUGCCCGUGGGGCCCAAAAGGCCAUUUCCUUUGCGCUCAGCUGAAGCAUCUUCUUUUUCAGAACCUAACCACGAUACAAUUGGGGACAUUCAUAGACGUUCUGUCGGUCUGGAUCGCUUGGGUGCCCUUAGCAAUGGGGAGCGAAGAAUGCAAUACGAUGUGUUACUUGAGCGUCAGCGACAGGAUUCCGCCCCGGCGUCUGUUGGUACCAACACCACUGGGUUUGCUGCCCCUGUUGCCCCUGCCGCAGCUGUUGCUGCCACUGCUUCAGCUGUUCCUACUUUGGCAGGGACAACCGCAGGCACAACCACAACCACAGCUAGCACUGCUGCUGCUGGUUUUGGCGCGUCAGCUCCACCUGCGACUGGAACUGGGGGUACGACUGCAUUUGGGGCUCCGCUCGGUACGGCUAGCUCUACCAGGACUGCAAAUAAAAAGGGCCGUGUAUGA